This is a messenger RNA of Asparagus officinalis (garden asparagus), 2338 nucleotides long. Its product is annotated as LEAF RUST 10 DISEASE-RESISTANCE LOCUS RECEPTOR-LIKE PROTEIN KINASE-like 2.5. The transcript is spliced from 3 exons. Gene Ontology annotation, molecular function: ATP binding; polysaccharide binding; protein kinase activity. The record is from RefSeq and is a predicted model, not a curated record. Lineage: Eukaryota; Viridiplantae; Streptophyta; Magnoliopsida; Asparagales; Asparagaceae. Gene Ontology annotation, biological process: protein phosphorylation. Bases 97 to 2046 code for a protein of 649 amino acids.
CUUGGCAAAAAAGUUGACACUUAUACUCCAAUAAUCAAGAUCCAAGAUAAACCAUUAGAUGCUGAAUUAGGAAUAUCACUCCUUUGCUCAGAAAUAAUGAAAUUUGUUCUUUGUUCCAUACUCACAUUUCUUCUCUUCUCUAGUACUGGAUUAGCUCUCUACCCUUUCAAAGAAGUCUGCUCUUCUUCCUGUGGACAACUGAAAAACAUCCAUCCACCAUUUCGUUUAAAAGGCGAUGCAAGUUACUGUGGCGAUCCUGAGUAUGAGCUCAUUUGUGAUCAAAAUCAUACAAUCCUCAAUCUCUCAUUUGGCAAGUAUUAUGUUGCUAGUAUAUCCUAUAAUCCCAAUGAGCUACAGGUUGUUGACGUUGGAUUGACAAGUGGUGUAUGCCGCUUUCCUCUUGGGUCUAUUACACCUAGGACAAUCAAAAAUAGCAAAAGAUACGAAUUAAUAUCGCCCCACUGGGCUUCUUUUGUAAACUGUGUUGAUGGUAUACAAGAUGAUACUAAUUAUAGGCCAGUUCCUUGUCUCCACAAGAACUCCUCAUUUGUGUAUGUUGUAUCUGGCUAUGAGGUGAAGGAGCUCAAGCCGUCCUGUGGUUUUUCAGCUAUGAUUCCAACUGAUAGCUUCAUGAACAAGAGCUUGAAUGAAGAUGUCUUUCAACUUCUACAGAGGGGCUUCAUUAUUUCAUGGAUCGGUGACAGUAAAACUUUUGGCUAUUGCUUUGCCGCAUAUUUCAGGGCAUCCACGAGUGUCUUUAAUUCUGGUGGCAUUUAUCAGUCCAUUGUCUAUAUAAUUCUUCUUGAGAUUGGAUUCGUGGAGUGUGUAUAUGAAAGCAAGGAUCCAAGCGGUCUUCCCCUUGCUAUAGCCUUUAUCUUGGCAUUAAACUUAUUCCUGUUUACACUAGUUGGAAGAUUUAUAUUUGCUCCUAUAUGUAUGGGGGUAUUUAUCAGGUACCAAUACUUCCACAUGCUUGUACCAGUGAAUGCUAUUGAGAAAUUUCUACGAACCCAGAAACCAUUGACACCAACAAGAUAUGCUUAUACCGAGAUUUCAACAAUAACAAAUCACUUCAAAGAAAAAUUAGGACAAGGGGGCUUUGGUUCCGUCUUCAAAGGCAAACUCCCCAACGGUCAGUUGGUCGCUGUAAAGAUGUUGGGAAAUUCAAACUGCAAUGGUGAAGACUUCAUCAAUGAGGUCUCCACGAUUGGUAGAAUUCACCACAAAAACAUAGUGCAACUUCUUGGGUAUUGUUCAGAUGGAUCAAAGAGGGCUUUGGUUUAUGAAUACAUGCCUAAGGGGUCACUUGAUAAGUACAUAUUUUCAUCAUCAAAUGGAACCAGUCGACAUACUUUUACUUGGGAAGAGCGCAAGGAGAUAUCGUUGGGUGUGGCUCAGGGAAUAGAUUACUUACACCGUGGUUGUGAUAUGAAGAUUGUACAUUUCGACAUCAAGCCUCAAAAUAUUCUUCUUGAUGAAUUCUUCAAUCCAAAGGUUUCAGACUUUGGACUAGCGAGGCUGUACCCAAAGGAAAACAGCAUAGUAUCUAUCAGCGUUGCCCGAGGAACGAUUGGGUAUAUAGCCCCUGAACUCAUAUCAAGAAAUUUUGGGGUUAUAUCUCACAAAUCUGAUGUAUAUAGUUAUGGAAUGUUACUGCUGGAAAUAGCAGGAGGAAGAAGGAAUGUGAAUCUACAGGCAGAUGACUCGAGCCAAAUUUACUAUCCUUCAUGGAUUUAUGAUCGCAUUGAUCAAAGAGAGAAGCUUGUAGUUUGUGAAAUCACUGAGAUUGGUGAAGCAGAUAGAGAACUUCUUGGUGAGAUUAAUGAGGUAGAACGACAGCUAUGUAAAGUAGGGUUAUGGUGUAUCCAAAUGCAACCACAAAACCGUCCCUCAAUGAGCAAAGUUGUAGAAAUGCUGGAAUCUGAUGCUGAAAACUUACCAAUGCCACCAAAGCCUUUCUUUUCCUCAAUAGUGUCAACACCUGCAGAACAAUUUUAUAUGGAUUCAUCAGUCAGUGAAUUAUCCAUCAUCUCAGAACAGGAUUAACACAAACAUGCUUGCAUCCUCUCAGAACAGGCUUAUCACAAAUUUUUAGAAGGUUAUGUAUCAUUCGUGUUGCUAAUGGAUUUAACUUCAAGGUCCUAAUGUCUUGACUCAUAAAUUGUAUGUAAUAAGCACAGCUUCAGGGAUUAGCUUCACUCAGGCUUUACAUGUCUCUAGGAAUUCAUUGCUCAAGUUAUGUUUUCUAUAGUGAUCCUUCAUUUCGAUGUAAUUCAUAUUAGAAGAUAUGUUCAUAUUGGAAGAUAUUUCAAGAAUGUUUUUGUUGUAUCAUGAUGUU